CGCAGGAAGAGGAAGAAAGAGACUGAAGAGGCUUCACACAGCUCUGGUUUUACCCCGGAGUCAAGCUCACCUGAUCCCCGGGACACCCAGAGACCAGACAGAAUGAUGCUGCAGCACCCGGGUCCCUCGCUGGCUGACAUCAGCUGCUCCGCCCUGGUUCCCUGCCUCUCCCCGCCGGGCUCGCUCACCCUGGACGACUUCACCAACUUCACGCCCAUCGUGAAGGAGGAGCUGCGUCUGGCCAUCCAGUCCAAGCGUCUGUCCAACGGGCUCAGCGUUGACAUGAGCUCAGACGGAGCCAGCUCCAGCUCAGACCGGGCCUCGGUGUACCACCCUGAUGGAUCUGCAGUCAAGAGAGAGGUCACACCUCAGGAGUACGAGAGGAGGAAGAGACGGAGGGAGAGGAACAAAGUCGCUGCUGCCAAGUGCCGCAACAAGAAGAAGGAGAAGACGGAGACUCUGCAGCAGGAGUCAGAGAAGCUGGAGAGCGUCAACAGCGACCUGAAGGCUCAGAUCGAGGAUCUGAAGCAGCAGAAGCAGCAGCUGGUCUACAUGCUCAACCUGCACCGACCCACCUGCAUUGUCCGAGCCCAGAACGGCCAGACCCCCGAGGACGAGAGGAACCUCUUCAUCCAACACAUCAAGGAGAGCACCCUGCAGCUCCACAACAUCACCUCCUCCACCACCACCUCCUCAUCGUCCACAUCCAUCUCCACGCUGUCGCCUCUCGACGGGGGACUUCUGACCCUCGAUCACAUCCACUGUCACCUAUGAGCGACCGGCUGCCACUUUUCUAAGACUUGCAAUGCCGCCAAUCGAUGCAGCACAGAAUGUCAGAGAGGACUUACAGUCCGAGAAGGACAAGUGACUCUUCAUAAACGCCAUUCUGGAUGACUCCUCGGUCUCAUUCACUGUCCACAACGCUGCUAGAGAGACCUCAGAGAGACAUGUAUUACGUUUUUUCUUUGUUUUUAAACAUUACAAACAGUCAUGGCCAAGGACAAUGCCAAAGCACUAAAAAAAACAUCUCUUUUUCAUUUUUAUUUACUGUUAUUUUGAAUAGAAGAAAGUUAGAUUUUUGUACCAAAGUGUGAUUUCAAGGUGAUCAAGGCACAUGAUUUAAAAGUUCACACGAAACAAAAGUAGAUCGUAGUAAAGAGUAGUAGUAUAUCGACUGUCUGAGUGUGUUUUGAGCUGCAAGACUUUUAAAAAAAGACUUUGUUGUUUGUGCUUAGUGUAUGGAAAAUUGUAUAUUUAUUUAGUAUCUACUGUAUAACAUGUCAUUGCCGUAUCAACCCUGUCUGCUUGUCCUUUAUACAACGUGAACUACUAAAUUUGCUGCUACUACUAACCACUCAGGACCUGUGCUAUUCUCUAGAAGUUCAGGCUGUUUGCUAUCAGGGCAGCAAUAGCAAUUACAAAAGUGAAAUGUACUUUGCAGGCAGGGCUUUAAAAUGAUGCACUUAAUAAAAAAGCAUAGUAAAAAAAAUUACAAUAUGAUCCUCUAUGCAGAUGAUACCUUACUUUUCCAAACAAGUUCAAAUUUGCUGGCUAGCAAAAUUGUCCCAAAAAAUAUAAAACUGUAUAGUAUUUCACAAUAACACUUUAUUUUAUCACUGCGUUCCCUCUUAAGGUACAUAGAACUAGCGUUGAUUUAUAAAUCUUCCUUGACGAUGAAGCUCCAGAAGUACAAGUUUUAUGUUGAUUUCUAGAAACAUACAAUUUUUUCCCUCCCAGAUACCGAUUUCGAUACCUGAACUUGCAUAUUGGCUGAUACCAACUACCGAUUCGAUACCAGAGCUCUAAAAACAAAAAUCAUGAUGAUGUUAUAAUUCACCUUCGCCCAAAAACAUUUGUUUUACUGUAUAGCGCUUGAACGCAUCAUAAUGUCAUUUUAAUGCAACCUCCGUACAAUAGCUGGGCCGCUCAGCUGGCUGCUAACAGCUAACGUUAACUAGCUCUCCUCCUGCCAAUUUCAACAUGGCUUUGUUGUUCAGAAUGUAGCAUCAUCAGGGAAAAAAUAGGGUGAACAAGAGUGUUUAACCGCAGGUGAUCAGAUAGCGAGUAAUGUGUUGUUGUUGUUCCCGUGUUUAUUGUAAAUGAGCUGAUACGUGAUAUGAUAACGUGAUAUGGAUUGGUUUGGUUUGGUACUGGUCAAUGCGGAGGCGUUUCUGAUACUGGUAUUGGCAUCUUUUGUUUUGGAAUAUUGUAUGGACUGUGCGUUAAUUCUGUGCUACUGUAUGUAAACACUGGAUGCCUCGUUUUGAAAACCAAAAAAAGAUUGUUUAUUUUCUAAAAUGUAUUUUUAUUAACAAGAUUUGGUUUGGAAGUUGUGUUCGCUUGAUAUCGUUAGCUAGGUAUUGGAAGUGUUCAUCAGUCAGCUUUGGGCUGGACCUUCAACGCGCCUGACUCUGAAGAUAUGCACGAUGACGUGAGAUGUUAUGCGGCGUGUUGCAAACUUUAUCAGUAGCCAGGCUUCAAGUCACUGCCAAAUAAUUCCCCAAUCCUUCCGCUCCCCUUUUCUUUCUGUGAUCUGGUUUUAAACUAGGUUUAGGAGCAUUUUUUCUUGUCGAUUGGUAAUCAUAGCUUCAACCUAAAGUGUCCAAACAUCUGCGAACAAGACGCUGAAACCCUCUUCUCAGCUCACACGUCAAAAGGGAAACUCUGCUUAUCAAGUAUUUCAAUAAUCGUCAGUAAGCCUGACUGAGCAUUGAACAUCCUGUUAGCAUCAUUAGCUUCUAAGGUUAUCUUAAAAGGUUUGUCACUGUUGGGGAAAUAUCGUCAGUUCAUAAUAAAAGAGUAAUAAUUUAUGCAGCACAUUAAUAUCACGUCGAUGACUGAAGUUUUAUGUUUGCGUGGUAGAAGAAGGUUUCCAUCGUCUGUCGUGUGUUAUAAAAGCAGAGAACUUGAGAGUAACACGGUUAAAGGGACGCCGGCGUUCAUAGUGUGUUUGUUGUUUUUGUGGUUCCAUGUCCUGUCAUGGCUAGAUAGCUAAUAAGCACUGAGUUUCAUGCGUAUGUAUUCUAUUGUGCCUUCUUCUACUGGAGGCUGUCUUUGUUCGUUUGUUUUGCAGCCACUCGACUGUUGGAGCAUCGUGGCCUAAAUGAAUGAUACCGUAGGCUGUCAAGUACAAUAGCACUGCUACUACCAAUGUGUACUUCCAUCUUUGUGAUCUGUCAACUUUUGUUUUUGAUACUUUGUUAAUUAAAAAUAUGUAUUGCAA
Messenger RNA from Anoplopoma fimbria (sablefish), 3223 nucleotides. RefSeq names its product activating transcription factor 3 (gene atf3). Lineage: Eukaryota; Metazoa; Chordata; Actinopteri; Perciformes; Anoplopomatidae. Gene Ontology annotation, molecular function: RNA polymerase II cis-regulatory region sequence-specific DNA binding; DNA-binding transcription factor activity, RNA polymerase II-specific. The transcript is spliced from 4 exons. The record is from RefSeq and is a predicted model, not a curated record. Gene Ontology annotation, biological process: regulation of transcription by RNA polymerase II. Gene Ontology annotation, cellular component: nucleus. The coding region runs from base 103 to 774 and encodes 223 amino acids.